Molecule: messenger RNA, 1020 nt
Organism: Sander lucioperca (pikeperch)
Lineage: Eukaryota; Metazoa; Chordata; Actinopteri; Perciformes; Percidae
Exons: 4
Coding region: 129-797 (222 amino acids)
Source: RefSeq, a predicted model, not a curated record
AAUAAUUAUUUAUAUCGCUCUGUGAAAUAGGAAGUAAUGACACUCUUCUCAAGACAAAGAAGAAGCCAUUUUAGAUCAGAGCGGCGCUGCGUUUCAGUCGGUUCUCUUCUGGUUUCUGGUGUCUGAUCAUGGAUCUGCGUCGGAUCAUCCUCCCGGUGUUUCUGUUGUUUGUUGAGGCCGAGAACGUCACCGUAGUCAAGGCAAGGCUGGGUCAAAACGCCAUCUUUACCUGCUCAGGGGAAACUACAGACACAUACUGGUACACACAGAUAAACAGCCAGAUCAAAGGACCAAUCGCUCGGACCCUCGGUACAGAUGAUACCCAGUAUUACAUUAAUUCAACUUUGAAAACCAAAUAUAUUGCCAUGGGAAACAUAUUUGAGAUUACAAACAUCACAGCAGAGGAUCGCCGGCUUUACUUCUGUGCCAGAAAGGAACGAGGCAACAUCAUUUUUAAAGACACUUUUGUCCUCGUUUCAGAUGAUCCUAUAACUCCGUCCACCAACAACAACUCUGAAGGAAAUGACCAACAGCAGCAGUACAGCUGCAUAAUGUGCCAGAGUGACGUCGUUUACAGCUCGUUGGCUCUGAAUAUCCUCCUCAUCUUAGUGAUAAUAGGUUUGGUUUUUACUUUCCUGUGUUUGAAGAGGAAGAAGUGUAACCGUCAGGGGACUGAUCCGUCAUUUUGCAUCUAUGAGAACCCGCAGUACGAGGAGAUCCAGCUCAGAAAUUUUCCACCGGCUGUUGCUUCUUCAGAGACUGUUUACUGCUGGUCUCAGCUGCCUCCAAACCCCUGAGAGAAAGAAAAAGACAAAAACAGACUUCUAGUUGAGCCAGAAGAAAAUGUGGAGACCUGUCAAGUUGUUUGGGUUGUCCCGAUCUUGGAAAGACCGCCUUAAACAUGGUUUUUAAUUUUUUUUUAGUUUCUUUCUUCGGUCCAGUUGUUUGCAGAUGAUGAACUCCUAAAUAUAUCAACUCUGAAUCACAUACAUUCAAGUCUAAUGUUUCUCCACUUUUUGG